AUGAAGUCAUUGCUCAUUGCCUUGGCUAUGAUAGCCACCGCUGGCACGGUCUCUGCCGCGGAUUGUGCUCAAAGAUGUCUCUCAAACAUGGAGGCCAAGGCCUCCGAGCUUGGCUGCAGUUCUGGGGAUGUAGCAUGUCUUUGCCAGAGCCAGGACUACAUCUACGGCAUUCGUGACUGCACUACCGAGGCCUGCCCUAGCGCCAAUGCUUCACAAGUUGUUGCUGAAGCACAAAGCAGCUGCUCUUCUGUCCUCGCCACUGCUUCUGGCACUGCCUCUGGUUCCACCACUGUUACUUUCACAACUUCGGCAUCGGGAACCCAGACUACUGAGACAAGUACUCUUCCGGCUAGCAACUCUGCCAGUGAAACUCCUUCUAGUACCGAAACUAUCACUACUUCUGUCUCUGGAACCCUCACUACUGAAACUACGGUUGUGCCUGUUACCAGCAACAGCUCCGAGUCCGGUACCAAGACUAGUACGGAAAAGACUACCGAAACAUUUACCACUAGUGUCUCCGGCACCCUUACCACUGAGACAAGUACUGGCACUCUCACCAAGUCCGCGACUAUGACCACAGAGAAGAUCACCACUAGCAUUUCAGGUACUCUUACCACAGAGACAACUGUCGGCACCGUCACUGGUACUUCCUCUAGCACUGCUGGAGCUCACCCAAUGGCUACAGUUGGAAGUGGUGCCUUGGGUGCUCUUGGGUUCGCCGCUAUGCUUGUUCUCUAA
This is a messenger RNA of Penicillium malachiteum, 738 nucleotides long. RefSeq names its product CFEM domain-containing protein. The transcript is spliced from 3 exons. NCBI's taxonomy places the organism in Eukaryota, Fungi, Ascomycota, Eurotiomycetes, Eurotiales, Aspergillaceae. Bases 1 to 738 code for a protein of 245 amino acids. The record is from RefSeq and is a predicted model, not a curated record.